Molecule: messenger RNA, 1131 nt
Organism: Penicillium malachiteum
Lineage: Eukaryota; Fungi; Ascomycota; Eurotiomycetes; Eurotiales; Aspergillaceae
Product: branched-chain amino acid aminotransferase
Exons: 2
Coding region: 1-1131 (376 amino acids)
Biological process (GO): branched-chain amino acid metabolic process
Molecular function (GO): branched-chain-amino-acid:2-oxoglutarate transaminase activity
Source: RefSeq, a predicted model, not a curated record
AUGUUCCCUCCACCACCUGCUCCUCUCGACUGGAAGGACAUUGGCUUCAAAGUCCGCGAUGUCAAUGGCCACGUCGAAUGCCACUUCUCCCAAUCCGCCGGUGGAAAAUGGUCUGCCCCACAAUUCGUUGCCUCUCCAUUCCUCCAAGUCCACGGCAUGGCCCCCGGGUUGAACUACGGACAACAAGUAUACGAGGGUCUCAAAGCAUUUCGGCAUGAGGGGGAUACCAAGAUCACGAUCUUCCGCCCAGAACGCAAUGCGAAGCGCAUGCAGAAUUCCGCAGAGGUGGUUUCUAUCCCGCCAGUGCCCGAGGAUCUAUUCCUCCAGGCAGUGCAUCUAGCCGUAGCGGCUAAUGCGGAGUUCGUUCCACCUCAUGAAUCUGGUGCGGCAAUGUACAUCAGACCUCUACUCUUUGGAUCCUCUGCGCAAUUGGGUCUUAGUCCACCAGAUGGAUACACGCUCGCUGUAUUCGCUAUGCCAACUGGAGUGUACCACGGUGCUAGUGCCGUUGAUGCACUGAUACUCGAGGACUUUGAUCGAUCAGCUCCGCAUGGAACUGGUGCAGCGAAGGUAGGUGGGAACUACGCGCCGGUUCUACGACACAGCGAUCGAGCGCAAAACGAAGGAUUCGGAAUCACGCUUCACUUGGAUAGUGCGACGCGAAGUGAGAUUGAUGAGUUCUCUACAUCGGCUUUCAUCGGUGUUAAGGGAAGUGGUGAUAAUAUCACCAUUGUGCAUCCGGAUAGUCCCAAUGCGAUUGACUCGGUCACAGCCGCAUCGGUUGGGGAUAUUGCGCGAAAGCUGGGCUUCAAAGUAGAGAAGCGUCGUGUACUCUACGAUGAGCUUGGAGAGUUUGAUGAAGUCAUCGCAGCUGGGACCGCAGCCGCGUUGGUACCCGUACGAAGCAUCAGAAUGCGUUCUCGCGGGGGCGAAUUCAAGUACCGUGCUGGAAAACAGAACGAAGGAGGAGAGGUCUGCGUGACCCUCUUAAAGAAUCUACGCGGUAUUCAGGCUGGCCAGGUCCCUGAUACAUUUGGCUGGAAUUUCGAGGUGCAAGCACCUCCCAAGGGAUGGAUUCAGGAUGGUAAUACCGUUGAAAAAACAGAGACGAGUGGAACGAAUGUGCCCUGA